Cetraspora pellucida is the source of this 495-nucleotide messenger RNA. The record is from the annotation of a GenBank genome assembly. NCBI's taxonomy places the organism in Eukaryota, Fungi, Glomeromycota, Glomeromycetes, Diversisporales, Gigasporaceae.
AUGAAAAUUCUUGCAAAAAAAGAAAAGUAUCUUAAAAUGGAUGAUGAAAGGGACCUCAGAAUUGUUAUUUUACCCUCAAGAAUAACAUCAAAAAUUCAACCAAUAGAUGCAGGUAUUAUUGCUGCCUUCAAACACUGUUACUAUCAUUUCUUAUUGCAACAUGCUAUUGAUCAUAAUGAGGCUGGAGAAUCUGAUAUAUAUAAAACUAUCGCAAACUGUUUCCACCAUACUGGCUUGUUUGAUUAUGAAAUUUCUGUCACUAUUUGUGAAGUUUAUCCAAAUAAUAAAGAUUUAUUUGUUGCUGCAGAUUUGGAAGAAUUGCUUAAAUUAUUGUCUAUUUGCCACUCUAUAAACCUUGCUCAAUAUACAAACCUACUAGAAGAGAUGAAUAUAGUAUUUCAAAAGUUCACAGAUGCUGACUUGCUAGAAUUAGCAGCCCAGAAAAAUGAUGAUAGUACUGAGAAUAGCAUAUCUAAAGAUACUAAAAUUAGUUAA